GUGACCCGGAAGCAGCCGGUGAGCGGCGGGAGCGGCGCCGCGGGGACCGCGCCCAUGGCGGGCUUCGACACCAACCCCUUCGCCGACCCGGUGGACAUCAACCCCUUCCAGGACCCCUCAGUGACACAGCUCACAAGCACUACCCAAAGUGGCUUGGAUGAAUUCAACCCCUUUUCUGAGACCUCCCAGCUGACAAAUGCAGCACGGACGACGCCGGCCACCCAGCCCCCCGGGCACUCUCAGCCUGCAGUUCUGCAGCCCUCCAUGGAGCCCACUCCCCAGGCUGUGGCUGCAGCAGCACAGGCCGAGCUGCUUCAGCAGCAGGCAGAGCUAGAGAGGAAGGCAGCUGAGCUGGAGAAGAAGGAAAGGGAGUUGCAGAACAAUGCAGCCAGCUUCAACCCGAGGCAGAACAACUGGCCACCCCUUCCCAAGAGGUGUCCCAUCAAGCCAUGUUUUUACCAGGAUUUUUCUGCAGACAUCCCAGCAGAUUACCAACGGAUAUGCAAGAUGCUCUAUUACUUGUGGAUGUUGCAUUCAAUUACCCUGCUCCUAAAUCUGCUUGCUUGCCUGGCGUGGUUCACAGUUGAUGGAUCCAGAGGAGUAGACUUUGGUCUCUCCAUCCUGUGGUUUGUUUUAUUCACUCCUUGUGCCUUUCUCUGCUGGUACCGACCCAUUUACAAGGCUUUCAGGUCUGACAGCUCCUUCAGCUUCUUCGUCUUCUUCUUCGUCUUCUUCUGCCAAAUAGCAAUCUAUGUCAUCCAGGCUGUUGGCAUUCCUGGCUGGGGGGACAGCGGGUGGAUCGCGGCGCUGACCGACCUGCGGCAGAACCUGGCUGUGUCCAUCAUCAUGAUGGUGGUGGCAGGAUUCUUCACCCUGUGUGCAGUCCUCUCCCUCUUCCUCCUGAAGCAGGUGCAUUCCCUGUACCGCCGCACAGGAGCCAGUUUCCAGAGGGCACAGGAAGAGUUUUCCCAAGGCAUCCUCACCAACAGGAGCUUCCAGACAGCAGCUGCUGGGGCAGCCUCCUCUGCAGCACAGAGUGCUUUCCGGGGAAACUAGCCCAUCCUGCCUUGCCUCUCCCAUUCCCACUCCCUCUCCCAUCAUCACCCCAACCUCCUGAUUUGGGUGGUUUUGGGUGUUUGGUUUUUUUUUUUCCCCUAAAGAUGCACUUUCUGGGGGUGCCGUGUUAGCUCUGUGAUGCCCACUCCAGAUGAAGAAGAGGUCUGGGGUGGUUUUUUUGUUUUAUUUGGAAGCUUCAGCUGCCCGACGUUGAUGCCCUUUAGUUUUCCCCUGUCUUGUUUUAGGGGGUGGGGGGGGAUAGGGGAGACAUUCUCUGAAGCAAAUAUAUUCUUUCUCUAUCCAGGAUGUCCCAGGUGUUUGUGUCUCUCCCUCUCCUUGCCCUGCCCAGAGCAGGAAGGUGAGGGGAAGCAGCUUUUGGAUUUUACUCUCUUCUUUUGGCCUUUGCUAUGAAGAAUUUGAUUAUUUGCUGGGUUUUUUGUGUUUUGGUUUUGUUUUUGUUUUUUGUUUUUUUUUUUUUUCAGGGCUUGUAUCUUGCAUGGACUUUAUGUCAUUAAUUUAAGAGGGGAAACUGGUUCCUUAUACUUAGGCAGUGCUGGGUUUUGACCCAGAUUCCCAAGAGUGGCACGAAGGAAAACCUUUGGGAGCAGGAAGGGGUUGGAGAAGAGGGGGAAAAAGGUCUUUCUCCUUGUCCCCCUGCCAGGGCAGAGCCUCCUGGAAAGCUUCACUGUGGCUUUCAGCUGGGGCAGGAAGGGGGAUUUGUUUUGAGCUCCUCUCUUUGGGGCCAGGACAGGGUGUCCCUUGGGAGGGGGGUGAGGAGCAGGGGUUGAGGUGCUUGGGGCAGUGUCCUGGCCCCUGCUCCUCCAGCAGCCCUGCUGCAGGGGGGGCUUCUGACUGCGGCCUUGUCCCUUCUUGUCCCCAGGUUUGGGGGGGGGGGGGGGGGUGUGCUAUGCCCCCCACCUUGGCUGGCAGAGGGGGUGCUGGGGUGGGAGGGGGGGGUGUGGGGCUGCCUGUUCCCCCCCUGGCACACAAAUUGGCAAUUUCACAGCCCCUCCUUCCCUUCCCCUCCUCUUCUUGGGUGUAAUUUUUGUUGCCUUCCCCCCCCCCACCCCCGGCGCGUCUGAUCUUUUCAUGUACAACAGAAAUGAUUAUUGAGAAUAAUAAUAAUUAAU
Apus apus (common swift) is the source of this 2186-nucleotide messenger RNA. RefSeq names its product secretory carrier membrane protein 2 (gene SCAMP2). NCBI's taxonomy places the organism in Eukaryota, Metazoa, Chordata, Aves, Apodiformes, Apodidae. The transcript has 9 exons. The coding region runs from base 55 to 1056 and encodes 333 amino acids. Gene Ontology annotation, biological process: protein transport. The record is from RefSeq and is a predicted model, not a curated record. Gene Ontology annotation, cellular component: trans-Golgi network membrane; recycling endosome membrane.